Acaulospora morrowiae is the source of this 469-nucleotide messenger RNA. The record is from the annotation of a GenBank genome assembly. NCBI's taxonomy places the organism in Eukaryota, Fungi, Glomeromycota, Glomeromycetes, Diversisporales, Acaulosporaceae.
AUGGCAUCAGCAGGUGGUCUGCAACGGCGACGUAAUGCAAGUGGAAUCAACUCCACAAACUCAUCGCACGAGAGUAACUCAUCAACAAUACUAGAUCGCUCGUAUUCUGAAAAUGGCGUCAGAGUUGCAGUAGAUCCCAACGAUUUACCCGGUUCAGAAGACAAAAACCAACCAAAAUUAACACUCAUGGAGGAGGUCUUAUUAUUAGGUUUAAAAGACAAACAGGGAUACCUCUCAUUUUGGAAUGAUAAUAUUUCUUAUACUCUUAGAGGAUGUAUUCUCAUGGAGCUUGCGUUUCGAGGGCGAAUAGCUAUGAUAAAAGAUCCCCUUCGUCGUAAAUUUCCACUUUCGGAGAGGCUGAUUGAAGUUGUCGAUGAAAAAUUGACCAAUGAAGUCCUUUUGGACGAGGCGUUAAAAAUGAUGAAGAGUAGUGAAGCAAUGAGUGUGGGAAGUUGGAUUGAUUUGAUGA